AUGUCUUUAAUAUAUCUAUCUAUCUAUCUAUCUAUCUAUCUAUCUAUCUAUCUAUCUAUCUAUCUAUCUAUCUAUCUCAGUCCUUUUCAUAUCUAUCUAUCUCAGUAUGCACAUAUCUCUCUGUCAACCUCAAUUAUGUGCAUAUGGUAUAUGCAUAUAUCUCUCUUUACAUCUCUUACUUUAUCCAUAUCUAUCUAUCUAUCUAUCUAUCUAUCUAUCUAUCUAUCUAUCUAUCUAUCUAUCUAUCUAUCUAUCUAUCUAUGCCUGUUCAUAUCUCUAUCUAAAAACUAUCUAUCUAUCUAUCUAUCUAAAUCUUCUCUUCUUUAUGAAAUUAAUAUGACUUUCUCCUGGAUAUGUCCUUCUAUUUACAAAAAAAUCAACCCGAAUUCAUUUCUCUCCCUUCGGUUUACAUACACCUACUCUUGGCCUUUCAUUUCAUAUCUAUCUAUCUAUCUAUCUCAAUCGAUUCAUAUCUAUCUAUCUAGUUUGUUACUCUUACUAUUUACCUAUCUCUCUUCGUUGAUAUCUACCUUUAUUAUUCUCUUCAUACCACUAUCUAUCUAUCUAUCUAUUUCAUCUGCACAUUAUCUAUUUAUCUAUCUAUCUAUCUUUCUAUCUAUCUCAGUCCAUUCAUAUCUAUCUAUGUAUCUAUCUAGUUUGUUUCUCUUAAUAUUUACCUAUCUAUCUAUCUCAGUUCAUGUCUACCUUUAUUAUUCUGUUCAUCCCACUAUCUAUCUAUCUAUCUAUCUAUCUAUCUAUCUAUCUAUCUAUCUAUCUAUGUCACUUUUGAUAUACCAGGAUAAUAUCUAG
Molecule: messenger RNA, 810 nt
Organism: Acanthosepion pharaonis
Lineage: Eukaryota; Metazoa; Mollusca; Cephalopoda; Sepiida; Sepiidae
Source: the annotation of a GenBank genome assembly